GCCUUUUUUGUUUGCAGUGGAAACAAUUUCUCGCUCUUCGGCUCGCACCGACGCGGACCGCUGCCCGUCGAGAGCGCGGGGCGGGCGGGGGGCGGGCGGCGGCCGGGCCCCAUGCUGGCGGCGGUGCCCCCGGCGCCGGGACCGCCGCGGCACCCUCGGGGCUCGGGCUGAGGCGGGGGGCGCGCGAUGCCCGGCUCCAUCAGAUGAAAGUUUGCGCCAGAGCCAUGAAGGGACCGCGGUGAAACCACCGCCGCCCCCCUCCCCCCCGCCAGAAGCUCAUGGGACGUAACUUCCAUUUGAAGUCAAAGUUGAGCUUGCGGCAUAGGUAGGCGAUGCCGGUGCCCCUGGAUCCUGGCAGUACUCAUGUUUACCUUCUGGCUGUGUUGGACGCUGUUUUGAAAGCUAGGAAGUGAGACCUACGAGCUGCUGUCUAAAUGGGUCCAGUCAUGCCUCCCAGUAAGAAGCCAGAGGGCUCAGGAAUUAGCGUUCCCAGCGGAUUGAGCCAACGUUACCAAGACAGCGAUCUAUCAAAGGCGCUUCAUGAUGACGAGGACCUAGAUUUCUCUUUGCCUGCCAUCAGAUUAGAUAAAGGGGCCAUGGAAGAUGAAGAAUUAACUAAUUUGAACUGGUUACACGAGAGCAAGAACUUGCUGAAAAGCUUUGGGGACUCGGUGUUAAGGAGCGUGAGCCCUGUUCAGGACAUUGGUGAUGACACGCCGCCAUCUCCUGCCCACUCUGACAUGCCCUACGAUGCCAAGCAGAACCCCAACUGCAAACCUCCUUAUUCCUUUAGCUGCCUCAUAUUUAUGGCCAUUGAGGACUCGCCAACCAAAAGACUGCCUGUAAAGGAUAUAUACAACUGGAUCUUGGAACACUUUCCGUAUUUUGCAAACGCGCCCACUGGAUGGAAAAAUUCUGUGAGACAUAAUCUAUCCUUGAAUAAGUGUUUUAAGAAAGUGGACAAAGACAGAAGUCAGAGUAUUGGAAAGGGGUCCUUGUGGUGUAUAGACCCAGAAUAUAGACAAAAUCUUAUUCAGGCUUUGAAAAAGACACCCUAUCACCCAUAUUCGCAUGUGUUCAAUACACCUCCCACAUCUCCUCAGGCAUAUCAAAGCACAUCAGGUCCACCCAUUUGGCCAGGAAGCACCUUUUUCAAGAGAAAUGGAGCCCUUCUACAAGGUCAAAGUCUCACAGUGCUUGCAAUUGCAUACAAUAAAGAUCCUGACAUUGAUGCUGCCACUGCCAUGAUGCUUUUGAAUACUCCCCCUGAGAUACAAGCAGGUUUUCCUCCGGGAGUGAUACAAAAUGGAGCUCGAGUUCUGAGUAGAGGGAUAUUUCCUGGAGCCAGGCCAUUGCCAAUCAGCCCUAUAGGAAGCAUGGCUGUUGCAGUAAGGAAUGGAAUAACAAACUGCCGGAUGCGGACAGAAAGUGAACAGUCCUGUGGCUCUCCAGUUGUUAGUGGUGACCCAAAGGAGGAUCACAACUACAGCAGUGCCAAAUCUUCCAACCACAGGAGCACAUCACCUGCUAGUGACUCCGUUUCCUCUUCCUCUGCUGAUGACCAGUAUGAAUUUGCAACUAAAGGUAGCCAAGACAGCAGUGAAGGAAGUGAAGUUAGCUUCCAGAGCCACGAGAGCCAUAGUGAAACAGAAGAGGAGGACAAAAAGCAAAAUCGAAAGGAGACCAAGGAUUCUUUAGCUGACAGUGGGUAUGCAUCCCAGCACAAGAAAAGGCAACAUUUAAUGAAGGCGAAAAAAGUACCAAGUGACACACUGCCUCUUAAAAAGAGACGUACAGAAAAGCCCCCUGAGAGUGACGAUGAGGAGAUGAAAGAAGCAGCAGGAUCACUUCUGCAUUUAGCAGGAAUUCGAUCCUGUUUGAACAACAUCACCAAUCGGACGGCAAAGGGGCAGAAAGAGCAAAAGGAAACCACAAAAAAUUAGAACAAAUCAAUGAUUUGUUUGAACUUACAAAGUUUUGUUUCAGCACGUCAGGUGAAUUCUAAUGAUUUGUGGCAAUAUCAGCAAUUUUUUUCCUUUUUUGUUUUUCUUUCUAUUUGUUUUUGGUUUGUUUGUUUUUCUUUUUUCUUUUUUCUUUUUUUUUUUUUUUUUUGGACCCUUAAGAUUUUUAUUUUUAAAGGAGAUUGAAGCCAUAGAACUCAUACUGACACUCAGCUAAUUUACAAAAGCUUUUCAAUACCUGAAGACAAAAAGUUAACAAAAAUAAAAGCCAAAAUCGCCAUUGCUUUCUCCGGCUUGUCAAAAAUGCAUGGUUGAAUAUGCAGUGACAUCAACAUUAAUGUGAUGGGAGUAAAAUUGGGCACUUGGAAAUCCCUCUUAUACUAGAAGAGCUGUGCAUAAUUUAGUAAUCAUUCAGGCCUGGCCCUUAAGAAUUUUUAAUGGCCUUAUGGUUGGGUUAGAAGUGAAUGUGAAUAAAGAGAUUUGGGGGAAAGAGGAGGCACGCACUUCUCAACACCAAACCAAGAACCAUCUAGUGGCACUUCGAUAUGUUGUGCCAUAGAAGUCUUUGGACAGCCACUGGUGGCAACUGCGCAAACCAUAAUGCACUUUUAGUGCUUCACGUACUAUAUGUGGCUCAAAAUGUGAAGACUGGUAACUAAGUUUGGGGAAAUUUGAACUAUGUAUGCAAUGGGUUUCAGUGAAAUUAUGUGAAGAAAUGUGGUGGUGGCGGGGGUGUCACUGUUAGUAACAUCGUAAAUCGUUGAAUUCUGUCUUCUAUAGUAAAUUAAAAGAAUGUUCAAAAAGCCAUAAGCCUGAAGAUUGGCACUGCGUGCAAAAAAUAAUAGUAAUAGGGAAAAACAAGCUAUGUCUUCUAAACUGCCUGAGUGAAAAGCAAUCAAGUCUAAGAAAUUACAGUAGAUAUUAAGGAAGGAAAUACAUCAGAAUCUUUUUCUGUGGAUCAAAUCCUUGAUCUAAAUGGGGAAACAAAGCUACAAAACCUGCCAUUAGUAGUACUCUGUAUUGAAAAAUAAAAGGAAAGCAUAUUGGUGAACAGUAAAAUUCGGAAGUUCAACAAAUGAGCUCCUACACUGCCCUCAGAAAUGAGUGUGCAGUUACUGUCAGUCAGGAUUCGUCUGUGCAAAAAUGACAACAGAUUUCCAGAUUCAACCAGUGUAGCCAGCAGAAGAAAUUUGAUCCACAUUGCAUGGAUUCCUUUUGGGAGGGGCGGGGGGGGGGGGAUACAAAAAGCAAACAAUUUUUUUUAUUCAAAGAUGACAAAGUUCUUGUAAGGUAAAUAAUGUAUUUAGCAUGAAGCAUGAAUUAUUUUCAUAUAAAUAUAGAAAAUAGAGAAAAAGGCUAUGCCUCUAAUUUUUAAGCCCUUAGGCUUAGAGUUUGUUUUUUUUGGGUUUUAUUUUUUUUGUUUUGUUUUUGUUUUGAUUCUUUUUUUUGUUGUUGUUGGGGUUUUUUUGAAGCAGGUGUUUAAGGUUUAACCUUCUUCAGGGACAAACACUGACUGUUGGGGAACUUACUCUGCAAUAUUAAAAAAUAAAAUCUUCAUGCUCUGGUAGGGCUUGGAUGGUUGAAUUAUACUGCCUUGUCUGCACAUUCAGCCCCCCUCUCCCUACUUCUGUUAAAAAAAAAAAAAGUAAAAGUGUGUCCUUUCUUCGUCUGUACAUGUGUAACAUGACGCAAUAAUCUGAGGGCAAAUUUAGUAGUGAGUGUGUAUGACAGAAUCAAGAGAAUAAUGGGAGGUUAAUUAAGGAAAACUCUCUGAUUUCAUUCAGGAAUAAGUAGACAAGAAAAUAGCUUUGCUAAUUUGCCAUGAGAAAAUUAAGUUAGUAAAGAGCCUUACUGAGGUAUACAGAGAAAAACCAGUGUUACAGAGAGUGUGAUUCCGGUAUAGUGCUACUCUCCUGGUAAUGACAACUAUUAUAUUGGAGAUCCCUACAGCAGAGGGAAGCUGUGAAGUAAAUGAAGACAGUCUCUCUCACUUGGAUUCAUGAAUUUGGCAUAAAAAAUUCUACACUUAGAAUGUACUAGAGACAAGAAGAAAAUCCCGGGAACCAACCACUGAACAGAACAAAAUGGUCUGUUUCUAAAAAUAAUACAGUUUCAUAUUUACAACUGUUACAGGCAGCAGUUUCACCAAGACGGAUCUAGUUUAUGAAGAGUGAGUUAGAGAAGGGUUUUACUUUCCACUCAGUGAACUAAAAAUCGCAUUUGGAGAUGCCCCUGGUGAGUGUUUGGUUAGGAAGUGGAAGGACUGAAGAGCGGGCUGGUCUGGACCUGGUUCCUGUGCUCCACAAGCUUUUUGUCAUGUGAAGACCAGGGCCACACUAGAGGCAGCGCAGGAAAAUGGUGCCUCUCCUCCUAUCUCACCCAGCAUGCCCUGGGAUCCAGGAGCUGCCUGACAGCUGCUGGAGCCCAGCACAACUGCCAGCUAUGCAGAUAAGGAAGGAGAGAGCAAGGCACAGCCCUGUGCUCCCCUCGCUUUGCUGAGGGCCUGCAGGGUUGUUUCCCAAGAUUAGUUAAGUUGGGAGUACAUAGAUACUAACUUCUGCGGGCUUCCUGUAGCCCUUAAGAUAAAGAUGGGGAAAACAGGAAGGACCAGUCCCUUGGCCAGGUAGCACAGAGAUGAAUGAGCCAUACUUUUCCCUUGUGUCACUGGACUGUGGUAAUUGGCUUCUUCCCAGGUCCACGCUCCCUACAGCCAGAGUCCACAGACAGUGAACCACACAACCCCUUGACAAGCAAACUUGGUCCUUUCAUCUUUUUCUGGACUUUGAGGAGCAUAAUUUGAAAUACAAAAUGCUACAAAAUGCCACAGCUUUGCUCAUUAAUGAGUAGUUGUACCAGCUCGGGAGCAGUUUAAUAUUUAUCAAAAGGCAACGUGGAAAAUCAAAUGAGUGGCAGAAAAUACACUGAAAGUGUGGCUCAGCCAUCUCUGUCCUUCAGAGAAAGCGAUGCAGUGUUGUACUGGUGGCCAGGUUCUGUCCACAUAUUGCAAUGCUGAUUCCAGAGCAGCUUCACUGGUUGUAGUGCGUCAGUGCAAAUGAGAUCGGUAUCUGUUCAACAAGUACCAUUCAUUAAUGUGGACUCUUGGUGGCUAAAUAUGUAAUUACCAGUAGUAUUACUCACCUUAGAAAACAGUCAUUUUGCAUAAAUAUCUAAUUAGACAGGUUAUCUUUUUACACAUGCACACAGAUAUAUAGAGAUACAUAUAUAAUCUAAGACUUCAACAACUCCUUUAUAUACUUGCUGGUAAACCUAAAAUGUUGGCAAGCAUCUAUUUUUAUAUAAAAUUUGUUGCUCCUAGUCUGAUCUGCUGAGGUGGUAUUAUUGAGUGGGAGUUCACAAAGUUACAUUCAGGAACUAGUAGUUUGGCUGAAGGCUAAUGCCAUCAACAGAUUGUGGAGUUUAAAAACAACUUGUCCUUAUCGACCCUUGCUCUGACUAUUGAUGAGAAGUACAUGAUUUGGAUUUGUAUAAAAUAUUUAGGAGUCACCUUUUAAGCCAUUUUUGUGCCUGGCUGACAAUGGCAGCUUUAUCAGAACUGGUUCUACUCUGUAUGAGAAGUUGUCUUUUUUAAUAAGAAUUCAGACCGAUCUGUUUUCCAAAAAAUAUGUCAGCUUUCCAAUCCAGAUGUCUCUACUUUGACUGAGUGAUGUCAAAAUGGAGUGGUAAUUGCACUGUAUUACAAGCUUUCUCACUUGCCAGACAUGAGGUAGUUUGGUUUUGCUUGUUCGCUCUCCUUACUAAGCCAUUUUGGGGUGAGAAGUUGUCAAAUCUCUGACUUUCCACUUUCCUCACUCUAUCAGUAUUGCCAAAUUAGUGUUUCUCCAAGACUGGUGGCGGCUAGGGGAAUCCCUGUAGGUCAGCAAGCAUGCAGUGGUGAGUUUCAUAUAGGCGUAAGUUGUGAGGGUUGCUGGACUUCAUGUCGGGUUCCUUUGGAAUAUGCCUUUUGCAGUGGGAAGCUCAUGCAGGCUCUAACUAAUGCCACAAGCAGAUUUCACCAGCAUCUGCAGGGAGGUGAAAUCCGAUGGUUGUGCUUGCAUUCUGCGAGCAAUUGGAUGUCCUGCUGCAUUUUGAGGCAGAUUAGGCCUGCAUUUAAAAAUUCAAACACAGGUCUUGAACAGCUUUAAAGUAUCACUCCAUAACUGUUUCCGAAAGCAGUCUGAUUCUGAUCUUCUCCUGGCAAAACCAGCAGUAGUUCUACCAAGCUCACAGGGUUUCACAGCUGAAGAGCCUGAUGUGGGAGUGAGGAGGGGUGCUGUGGAGGACUAGGGAGCUGUCCUGUGACUGUGUUCUUUUCUCUCUGGCACUCGAGGUCCAUAUUCUGGUCCUCUCUUAGAGGGGAGAAGGGAAUCUCAAAGGAGGCUCAUAGGCUCCCAGCGUUCAGCUGAAUUACUGUCUGCCUUUGGAAAAGUUACAGAGAAAUGCUGGGGGCUGCAUUCUUCACUGUUUUAGCAGAGAACAAAAUCCUAAUUGUACGCCAAAUGGCACCAGGGAUAAAAUCACCAAAACAACGCUUUGUCCCAGUUUCUCGGUAGCUGUGAUUGAUUUUCACUGAGAUUUUGGCUCCAAAAUCAUCUAAAGAUGUAGCUAGGCACAAUCUGAGGUCUUCUAGAAUCUGAAGGUGUCUGAUCUUCUUUGCAGUCAGUGGAGCUACAGACACCCAAGUGCUCAUGGAAAUCUUUACUAUUUCACUAUUACCAUUUUUCCUUGAAUCUGGCCCUAGGCAUUUUUGAAAACAUUACCGUGCUCCAGGAUCAGAAUAAAACUAUCGAGAGAAUACAUUUCCAAUUUCAGAUGCAAUGCAGUUUACUUCACUGGUGGAGAAUGCAAGCCCAGCUCCUUCAGGUAUGUCACUACUGCCUGAAUAACUCAUUGGCAUAUUUUAUGGGAAAUAUUUUGAAAUGUUUUCUUGACUUUGCCACCAAAAGAGCAUUUGAACCAUACAUUCUCCUGAUUGUAACAGAAUAUCAGUGUUGACCGUCUGACCAGUUAAGUUUUAGUAGUGUUCUUCACAGCCCUCCAGUAAUAUAUCAAACACUGUUAUGCACAUAAUGCAGCACUGUGAUCUAAUUUAAAUAAUACUUUUUUAUUAUUUAUACUACUCUAUGUAAUAUACAUCAACACUUUGCUAUAUAACCUAAGUGGUAACCCUCUUCUUAGUUAUCAGCCAAACUUUGAAUUUCUGUUUGGUUUAUAUUGCAAUUAGCACAGUUACCAAGUUGUAAUGAUGUCUCUUCUCCUUUGAAAUGGGAUGUGUAAGUCAAACUAUACAUUUUGUGUGUUUCUGUUUUGAGCUGGAGUUUAGAAGGAUUUACACACAACAUUCAGUGUUCUGUAUAAAUCUGCAUACAUUUGUGAAUUCAUCUGUUAAUCCCCUUUUAUUUAGAAAGUAUUAAUUGAUGGUGGUUUAUUAGGGGUUCUUAUUUUUGCAUUUUUAUUUUUAGUACUGGUUAUUCUUGAAUUAAGCAGAGACUUGUCAGCUGGGUUGCUUUAUCUUUGAUCAAGUACAUGAACUUACAAUUCUUCCACAGUUCAGCAAACAAGUACUAGCUUCACUGACCAAAAAAAAAAAUCUCAACCUAAUGUGUCUAUGGUGCUGUAUUUUGCAGGUGUACAUUUAAAACCAGAAAUGAUUUAAAGGUCACUUCUGAGUUGUUCUAAUAAGUAGCCUUUCCUGGUUUGGGGAGUUUGGGUUUUGUUUUGUUUUAGCGUUGAAACAAGGUAUAUUUAUCUGAAGCUAUAUAGUGGUUUUUCUACUGUAUCACAUUUCCUUUUGCAAAGAGGGGGAAAUCAACCUGAUAUAACAUCCUUUCACAGUCAGUGGAAGAGGGUUUUGUUUCACUUCUUUUCUUUCAGGGGAUUUCCCUGGGCUUUGGAUCAGGCCAGCAGUUACAGGAACUCAUCAUCUGAGGGUCUAAGGGAUAAAUGGCAAGUUGUGUUGGCCCUCAGUGCUAGGAGGGAUUUUACUGGAUGCUGAAAUUAUGUGCUGGAUUCUGGGAUGGCUGAUAGUCUAGAAAUGGGAAUCUUUUUCAUUUGUUUACUCUGGCCUGAAAUCCCAAGACUCUUGUUUUCUCAUUCAGAUGACAUUGAACUUGAGUACAUUUUUAAGUUACUAGAGCAUUGUACAUUUCCUGAGUAUGUGUGUGGGACAAUAAUUGAAAGUCAUACCUGUAUUUGAUAACCAGUUCCAUGCCUGCAUCAUUCACACUCACUACUUAAAACUGCCAUUGAUGUAAAAUGUUGGGGGGAAUGAUUUCUGUGUGUAUGAAAAGCAUUAUGGACUUGUACAUUUUUUUUAUACUCUGAUCUGUAAUUUCUGAAAUAUUUUGUUUUACAGAAAAAAAGUGAUAAAGCAAUCAAAAGACCAAGAGAUUUAGUAUCGAUGCUUAAGGGUCACAGGACCUUAACUGGCCAAUAAGUUAAUUUAGUACAGUGAUAAGCCAAUUUUUUUCCUGUACUUGGCGUCUGAAACUGCCAAUUUCAUCAAUAUUAAAAUAAGAACUGUGAUGAGGAAUGAACAGUGAUGUUAAGUUGUAUUUGUGUUUACCUAAAUGAGCAGUCCGAAGGCAAGUGCAAUCAGCUGAUCUUUAGGAAAUAUGAAAAUGUUGAUUUAGAGGCAUACUUGCAUUUUACAUUUUCUUGAUGUGUAAUCAUAUUGCCAAAGACAAACUAUUUCAUCAAUUAUUAUUGUAAAUAACACCUUCCCAAAACCUACCAUAAAGUUUCUGUGAUGUAUUGUCUUCCAGUUGCAAUAAAAAUUACUGAGUUGCAUCAAUUGAA
Messenger RNA from Falco peregrinus (peregrine falcon), 8756 nucleotides. RefSeq names its product forkhead box N3 (gene FOXN3). The record is from RefSeq and is a predicted model, not a curated record. Gene Ontology annotation, molecular function: cis-regulatory region sequence-specific DNA binding; DNA-binding transcription factor activity. Bases 435 to 1943 code for a protein of 502 amino acids. Lineage: Eukaryota; Metazoa; Chordata; Aves; Falconiformes; Falconidae. Gene Ontology annotation, cellular component: nucleus. The transcript is spliced from 9 exons. Gene Ontology annotation, biological process: regulation of DNA-templated transcription.